GCCAUAUGGCCACUUCCGGUAAAUCCUCCACUUCCUGCUUUAGCAAAUACAAAAUGUUUAAACGUUGUUAGUAGUUGAACAAGUUGAGUCUUCUAAUACAUUAUGAGCAUUCAAGCCCUCUGGGUUGUUCGAAAUCGUUCAACAAGCGGAAAUGAAACUGGGGACUCAGUUUUGUUCUCCAGGUUUUACCAAACAUUUAUCAGAAAGUCAAAACAAAUAGAUGGUGAUCAGUUUGUUCCGAUUCCAAAUAACCCAGAACUUGCUAAAGCUCUUCUGUUUGAGCUUGGACAUACAGCUGAUGGAUUUUCAAAGUUUAUUCAGUCACGAGACAGUUGUCAGAGAGUUGAACAGAAACCUGUAUAUGAGGUAAACACAAGCAAUGGUAAACUUUGGCCUCUUGUUGUUGUAGAACAGCCGGGUUUAGUAUUAUGUUGUUUACCAUUUGUACCCCAGGGAGCAAGUACCAGACCACCCCUUAUAGACAUUCCUGGAGUUACUCUGGGUUUUACCUUGCUGUGUGCUCUUGGGGAUUAUAUUAGAAACAUUGUGAUUUCAGAGUUUGAUCAGAAGAUCAGUGAUAUAUAUGCAUUCCUUACACAAGCUGCUCCAUUUGGCACAGUACUGGACACAACAGUGGACUCUGUACUGGCAAAGAUGACAAAUAGAAUUAGUGCUACACCAAAAACACAAAAGCAACCAGCAUGGAAGCCAGUAUUACAUAAAGCCAAGACUCAAAUGCACUUGGCAAUUACAGAAUUUGUUAGAGCAGUACAGUAUGACAGAGGGAAUAUAGAUGAUGUAUGGGAUGUGUAUGGUACUGUCUCCUGUAAGGCGGAGCUAGAGGGUGCUAUGCCAACUGUUACCAUGACUAUAUCACAAACAACAGAAGGGGAGGUCACUCCACUCAACCAUCUUAUAAUACAUCCAUGUGUUCAAAGUGCUGAUGCAUACAUUUUGGAGGAAGGUAAAGAACGUGCUAUACCAAGGAGAGUUAGAUUUACACCUCCGCUAGAGAAGAUAACUUUGUGUCACUACAAGGUCAACCCAACAAGACAACCACCAAUCACAGGCAGUUUUGAACUGUUUGCAGAAGAGGACAGGGUGAAGAUUAAAGUACAUUUGAGAUUAUCUGAAAAUAUAAAGAAUGCAUUUGAAUACUGUGAGCUACAAAUUCCUUUUGGAAAAAGAGGUCCUUUAACUAUCCAGGAAUCUUCGUUGAAUCAUGGUUCCCUCCUUUUGUCACCUGACAAGUCUGUAGUAGUGUGGAAUAUAGGACAACGGUUCCCAGCAAGACAACCAGAGAUCACUGUGUCUGCUAUUAUACUGCUGGGCAGCAGCCAGGCUAAAUGCACUGGUUCCCUGGAAGAACAGUUCUGUAUUGGUCAGAAUGCUUAUGCUCAGUUAUUCUUCAAGAUAGUUGACUUUACCCAGUCUGGUUGUUUCAUUGAUGCAAAGUCUAUACAGGUUUCACCAACCAUGAAAUAUAAACUGUCAUGUGUUCGAGAGUUUCUGUCAUCAGAGUACAAGUUAUGGAAUGUCCAUGGAGACAGCCUGGUUUCUGCAAUUCCAAAAUGUCUCAGUGAUCACCAGGCUUUUAUAGAAACGUGACACAGUCUGAUCUAUUGAUAAAAUAUUCAUUAAAAAGUGCAAUAUCUACAUUUAAGAAUGUCCUCAUCCAAGACUUGCCAGGUUUUGUUCCACAUGACAUUGAAAACCAAAAAUGGACAUGAUUUAUUUAGGUUUUCCAAAGAUGUAUAGGUUCUGUUAAGAUUGUUAUAUUUUUGACAUUGUAAAUAUAUAUUUGUUUUAUUUUUUGAAAGAUUUAGAUUAUAAAACUUAUCUUAGAAAAGUC
Messenger RNA from Mercenaria mercenaria, 1852 nucleotides. RefSeq names its product AP-5 complex subunit mu-1-like. Gene Ontology annotation, cellular component: AP-type membrane coat adaptor complex; cytosol; late endosome. The transcript has 13 exons. Lineage: Eukaryota; Metazoa; Mollusca; Bivalvia; Venerida; Veneridae. The record is from RefSeq and is a predicted model, not a curated record. The coding region runs from base 103 to 1608 and encodes 501 amino acids. Gene Ontology annotation, biological process: endosomal transport.